Pediculus humanus corporis (human body louse) is the source of this 1554-nucleotide messenger RNA. Its product is annotated as Calpain A, putative. NCBI's taxonomy places the organism in Eukaryota, Metazoa, Arthropoda, Insecta, Psocodea, Pediculidae. Gene Ontology annotation, cellular component: cytoplasm. The transcript has 8 exons. Gene Ontology annotation, biological process: proteolysis. The record is from RefSeq and is a predicted model, not a curated record. Bases 1 to 1554 code for a protein of 517 amino acids. Gene Ontology annotation, molecular function: calcium-dependent cysteine-type endopeptidase activity.
AUGGAUAAAUUAUCGAAAUUAAAUAAUAAUAAUAAUAAUAAUCGAUUGUUCGAAGACGACGAAUUUCCAGCGGAUUCUUCGUCCAUUUGUUUUUACAAUUUACCACAAGAAUUGUCGGAUGGAGGAGUUAAAUGGUUGAGACCUCACGAAAUAACAAAAACUCCUUUUCUAUUCGUCGAUGGAACUAACAGAAGAGACGUUAAACAAGGAAUAUUGGGUGAUUGUUGGUUUUUAUCUGCAUGUGCUUCUGUGGCAAAAAAACAAGAUCUCAUAGAGAAAGUGAUCGAUCCCAAUCAGAAAUUAUUCGGGGAAGGUUAUAAGGGAGUAUUGGUUGUUAAAUUUUGGAGAUUCGGUGAUUGGGUAUCAGUUUGCAUCGAUGAUAGGCUGCCAACAAAAAAUGGCCGUUUAAUUUUUGGAAGUUGCAUAGAUAAAACGGAAUUUUGGCUUGCAAUGGUAGAAAAAGCUUAUGCCAAAUUACACGGGAGUUACGAAGCUUUGGUCGGUGGUCACGCACUCGAAGCAUUUGUCGAUUUAACCGGAGGAAUCGCGGAAACGAUACAAGUUUCUUCUGGUGAUACGUUUAAUCAAUUGAAAUUAUUAUUUUCUCAUGGAGCGUUCAUUACGUGCUCUAGAAAAGGGGAAACCGAUCAUCAUAAAGAUUGCAGGAAACACAUUCUUAGUUCUAAUGGUCUCAUAGAAGGACACGCGUAUAGCGUCACAUGUGUAACAACAAUAAAAUUGUUAAAUAAAAAUUUUGUAGAAUUAAUAAGAUUGAGAAAUCCUUGGGGAGAUGCUGUGGAAUGGGAUGGAGCUUGGAGUGAUAGGAGUUCCGAAUGGGAUAACGUUUCCGAUGAAGAAAAAAAAAAAUUAAAAUUAUUAGCUAAAGACGAUGGUGAAUUUUGGAUGGGAUUUAAUCAUUUUAAAAAAGAAUUCGAAGAAAUAACGGUUGCUACCAUCGGACCAGAUUUCGAUCAAGAUGGCUUACCAGACGUUCCUUUGGAAGUAAGCACUAUAAAAAGCUGUUGGAAAAAAGGAAUAAAUGCUGGAGGUUCCAGGAACGAUCCGGAAAAAUUUUCACUUAAUCCACAAUAUUUAUUACAUUUAAAAGAAUCCUGUUGGUCUAAGGAGGGGAAUGAAUGUAGCAGCGUUUUGGUUGGAUUAAUGCAAGAACACAGGAGAAGUGAAAAAAAUAAAAGAUUAGCCAUGAUUCCAAUCGGAUUUUUUAUUUAUAAGACUGACACGCCGUUCGAACGAUUAGGACCUGAAUAUUUUCUUUGCAUGCCUGAAGAAUCAAGUUCUGGUGAUUUUACAAAUCGACGAGAAGUCAUAGUUAGAACAAAUUUAAAACCCGGAUAUUACGUCAUAAUACCGGCAACCUUUUUCCCAGAUACGGAAACGAAUUUCAUGAUUCGCGUUUUUUCACUGCAACCUUUUAUUUUAAAAGAAAUAACGAAUGAAAAUGAUGACGAAUUUACACGAAAGUUACCGGAAGUGCCCGAAAAUAAUAAUAAUAAUUUCAAUACCGGUUUUUCUUAUGAUGAUUUUCAUCGAUGA